Molecule: messenger RNA, 2507 nt
Organism: Malaclemys terrapin pileata
Lineage: Eukaryota; Metazoa; Chordata; Testudines; Emydidae
Product: dnaJ homolog subfamily A member 1-like
Exons: 8
Coding region: 75-1289 (404 amino acids)
Biological process (GO): protein refolding; response to heat
Cellular component (GO): cytoplasm; cytosol
Molecular function (GO): ATP binding; Hsp70 protein binding
Source: RefSeq, a predicted model, not a curated record
CGGGCUUCCAGAGAGUUCGGACGGAGAAGGGUGGAAGAAGCUGAAGACUGUCGGUGGCGCAUCAGAGGGGAAAGAUGGUGAAAGAAACGGGCUACUAUGAUCUCUUGGGCGUCAAGCCGGGCGCCACCUUGGACGAGAUCAAGCGAGCGUACCGGCGGCUGGCGCUGAAAUACCAUCCCGACAAGAACCCCAGCGAAGGAGAGCGGUUCAAGCAGAUCUCGCAAGCCUACGAGGUGCUGUCGGACACCCAAAAGAGGGCGCUGUAUGACCGGGGCGGGGAGCGGGCCAUGAAAGAAGGCGGCACUGGAGGCCGAGGAGGAUUUGGGUCCCCGAUGGACAUAUUCAACAUGUUCUUCGGAGGCGGGGUGCGGAUGCCUGGCCGGCCAGAGAGGAGAGGAAAGACAGUGGUGCAUCCGCUCUCGGUGACCCUGGAGGAUCUGUACAACGGCACCACCCGAAAGCUGUCCCUGCAGAAGAACGUCAUCUGCAGCAAGUGCAACGGCUGCGGGGUCCGGGAAGGCGUCGACAGCAGGUGCCCCAAGUGCCACGGCACCGGCAUGGAGUUUCACGUCCACCAGUUGGGGCCCAGCAUGAUCCAGCAGAUACAGACCAUGUGCUCGCAAUGCCAGGGCCAGGGCGAGUGGGUCCGGCCCCUCGAUCGCUGCCUCACCUGCAACGGCAGGCGGGUGGUGCGAGAGAAGAAGAUCUUGAACGUCCACCUGGACAGAGGCAUGCAGGACGGGCAGAGGAUCACGUUCCACGAGGAAGGGGACCAGGUGCCCGGCCUAGAGCCCGGGGACGUGGUCAUCGUCCUGGAUCAGAAGGAACACCCCGUCUUCCAGCGCAUCGGCAACAACCUGGUCCUCCGAAAGGAAAUCAGCCUGGUGGAUGCUCUGUGCGGCUUCAGGCAAGUUGUCCGCACUCUGGACAACAGGCCCCUGCUCGUCUCCUCACAGCUUGGUGACGUCAUCCGGCCGGGAUCCGUGAAGUGCGUCCCUAACGAGGGCAUGCCCGUCUACAGAAACCCCGCCCAGAAGGGCCGGCUCAUCAUACACUUCCAGGUGAGAUUCCCAGAGCCAGGCUGGCUCUCCCCGGACCGUCUCCGCCAGCUCCGCACUUUCUUUCCCCCCCAAGAAGAGGUCAUGGCGACGGAGGACAUGCAGGAGGUGGAACUGAACGACUACUUCUCCCAGCCGGGACACUGGUGGCAACCCCACGCCGGCGAGGCCUACCACGAAGACGACUUCGAGGAGGCCUCGCGCCCGCACGUCCAGUGCCACACGUCGUAGCCCCCUCCCCCCCCCCCAGGCGGCCGCCCCCUCCCUGGAGCAGGGCGGGGCGAGGGGGGCGGUUCAGAAGGUCGUGCGGUUCAGGGAUGUAAAUAGUUAACACUGCCACCGGUCCAGUUCGGCAGAACUAGCGUAGCUCCGGCCUGGCUCGGUCGGUCGCCGGGGGGCGCCACUGAGCCCCUCAUCCUGCCAGCACGCACUCAAGGGCUUAGGCUCCAGCUAACGGGAGUUGCUGCCUCCGAGGAGCGUAGUGGUGUGAAAGGGUCCCUGGGCACAAUGCCUCAGGAUCAAUGUCUACAGGGAUCAUUCACCUCUGUCGCUCUGGGGGCCUGAUUCUCAUUCACACCGAAGCCCCUUUAGGCCCCAAUAAGGAGGCCUUAAAGUGGGAGUAACCGUACCCCGCGCCCACAGGCGGGCCCCUUUUGUGCUGCCUGAGCGGCGUCAAAGCACCUUAGUUGUCCUCGAGAAUCGGGUCCUUGGGUUUAAACCCCUUCCAGAUUCUCCUCUCAGCCCCGUGGGAAUUUGACCAGCUUUAGUUAACGUGCCGUUUUUGCAGGAAAGCCUCGUGCCGUUUCGCGACCUGCCCCGGGCGUUUUGCUUCCUCCUCUGCCUUGGGUGGACUGUGCGGCUUCCCCGCUUGGGCUGCAAAGACGCGCUCGCUCGCUCGCUCUAGAGAUCUUCUUUUGCACAUUUAAGCGAAAGGGGCUGUUUUCCCGGGGAGGGAAUGUCAGGGGCUUUUUAAACAAAGCCGGUUUUCCUCCGCUUGGAAAACGCCAGCAGCUUCGCAAAGACACGUCUGUCCGCUUGGGUUUUCCAUUGACUCGCGUUCCCUUAGCACGUAACAGGAUGCGGAAAGAAUUCUGAGUCAGUGGCACUUAACUACAAAUCAUCCCCAACCUGGAAUCAAAUCCGCCCGGGAGGAGGUCUAGGGGCCAAGAUCUAGUCCAAGGAGCCUGGGUCUGCUUCGCGGAUCUCUACCGCCGAUCUGGUCGGUAGCACUGAAAUCCCAGGCCUUGAUUCCCAAGUGCCCUGCCCUGUUGUGGUUUACGCCAGCGCAUAGUCGGCGCAGAAUCUGGAUCAGAACCAGUGUAAAUGCACCAGGCCUAGGGCAAUGAAUCAGUCCUGCCCGCAGGCGUUUGGGGAUUGUAGCGCCAUCUACUGGUAGUCCUGAGCUAUGCGCUAUCCCAGAAUAAAACAUGGCUCAGCUGUUCCUUUCAA